Messenger RNA from Fusarium falciforme, 1584 nucleotides. RefSeq lists its product as hypothetical. Gene Ontology annotation, molecular function: L-cysteine transmembrane transporter activity. Gene Ontology annotation, cellular component: membrane. Lineage: Eukaryota; Fungi; Ascomycota; Sordariomycetes; Hypocreales; Nectriaceae. The transcript has 3 exons. The record is from RefSeq and is a predicted model, not a curated record. The coding region runs from base 1 to 1584 and encodes 527 amino acids. Gene Ontology annotation, biological process: L-cysteine transport; transmembrane transport.
AUGAGCGACGAGAAGCACCCCAUCCCAGCUGUGGAUGCGAGCUCCAGCAGUUCGCUGCAUGACGGGAAUGUCAUCUCCAACAAGGCUGCUGAUGAGACCUUGGAGCUCAUUGAGCAGUAUGGAAAUGAUGUUGGUGAGCUGACACCCGAGGGGGAGAAGAAGCUGAAGCGCAAGCUUUACAUCCACGUCCUGCUCCUUGUCACAUUCAUUGACUUUAUGCUCUAUGUGGACAAGUCAACCUUGGGCCAGGCUACUCUCCUGGGUCUCUUCGAGGAUACUGGCCUCAACAAUGCCGAGUAUAACAAUUUGAACUCGCUUUUCUACACCGGCUACAUCCUCGGUCAGGUCCCUGGACAGCUUCUUAUCCAAAAGCUCCGACUCCGCACCUACAUCUCCGGCACAAUCUUCUGCUGGGCCGUGGUCGUCCUCUUGCACUGCGUCGCCAAGAGUUAUGGAGCCCUCAUCCCUCUUCGCUUCUUCCUCGGAUUUGUCGAGUCCUCAGUAAUCCCAGCUCUCGAGAUCACAAUGGCCAUGUUCUUCACUCCCCAGGAGCUUCUACACGUCCAGCCCUUAUUCUACAUCUCGUGCAUCGGCUCGCCCAUGUUCACUGGAUUGGUCUCUUAUGGCUUGCUCUUCAGCAAGGUCAGCACCAGCCCUUGGAAGUUCUUUAUGAUCAUCACAGGUGGCAUUUCUCUGGUUCUUUCCGUCAUCACAUGGUUCGCGUACCCGAACAACCCCGCAACAGCCUGGUUCUUAAGCACCGAGCAAAAGGUUCAUGCCAUUCGUCGAGUCCACGACUCGACUCGAAGCUCUAUUGAACAAAAGACGUUCAAGAAGUACCAAUUCUACGAAGCCUUGAAGGAUCCCGUUUCUUGGCUAUUUGCCGGUUCGGGCUUCACUCUGAUGCUGGCCAACAACCUCCCCUAUCAACAGAGUCUGCUUUUCCUCGACCUCGGCGUUUCUCCCCUGGGAUCUACUUUGGUCUGGGUUGCCUCUGGCGGCUUCGCCAUUCUUGCCUGUAUUACGGCGUCACUCCUCAUCCGGUUCUUCCCCAACUACAGCGCCUGGUGGGCAGCGCUUUGGUGCAUCCCCUGUAUCGCAAGCAGUAUUGGCAUGGUGACAAUUCCUUGGCACAAGACAAUCGCACUCCUGGCUUGUUUGAUCCUCCCGCCGAACUGCUUCGCGCAGACCUGGAUCAUCUCCCUCGGCUGGCUUUCCUCCAGCUGUGCCGGUCAUACCAAGCGUCUCACUCGCAACGCCAUGUUCAUGAUUCUCUACGGCAUCUCCAACAUUAUUUCGCCACAGCUCUGGAAGACUGGAGGAUACCGAUACUACGGCGCCUGGGCCACGCAGAUUGUCGCCAGUUUCACGCUGACGCCUAUUCUGUUGCUCGCUAUUCGAUUCAUCUUGGUUAAGCGGAACAAGGAGCGCCGACAGUGGAUUGCCGAACAGGCUGCCCUUGGCAACCAUGGAGAGGGCUAUGUUGAGCAGGUGGUGGGUGAUGAGACGGUCAAGGUCAAGGUUGACGUUUCGAUGCUUGAUCUGACUGAUCUGGAGAACAAGUUCUUUAUUUACCCUCUCUAA